Bemisia tabaci is the source of this 5506-nucleotide messenger RNA. Its product is annotated as dnaJ homolog subfamily B member 9. The record is from RefSeq and is a predicted model, not a curated record. Gene Ontology annotation, cellular component: endoplasmic reticulum. Gene Ontology annotation, biological process: ERAD pathway. Gene Ontology annotation, molecular function: protein-folding chaperone binding; misfolded protein binding. NCBI's taxonomy places the organism in Eukaryota, Metazoa, Arthropoda, Insecta, Hemiptera, Aleyrodidae.
UUCCUUUCAAGUAUCAACUCUUCACAAGUCUCAUUAUCAGCUCAUCUUACCUUCUAAAACUGUUCGGGCAUUUCGUGUCUUCAAGAAAAUUCAAUCUGUGUCAACUAAAUUUUAAAGACAGUCCUGUAUGUGAAAAUAAUGAUGCGUCAAAGUGUUGACACUUGUUUACACAAGUGUCUACCAUCAGGGUUGUAUCUGAUGAAUCGAGCACUGUAGCGCGAAUUACCUUGUCAACUCUUCUCGCUCCAUCAGUCCCAAUCAAAGAGAAAGGAAGAAUCAGCCAGCAGUAACUUUAUUCCCCAAUCUCCAUAGAUUCUUUAUCUAAUCCAUUGUGAAUUAAAUUUUCCUAACCAAAAUGGAUUUGAUGAAAAAUCUCAAGUUACCGGCACUCCAGCUGUGGUACUUCCUUUUCUGUCUAUCACUGAUGGUUGUUGUUUGUCUAACGGAGGACGAUUACUAUGAAGUCUUGAACGUCAAGAAAAAUGCCUCCGAAAAAGAAAUAAAGAAAGCAUUCAGGCAUUUAGCAAAGCGUUGGCACCCAGACAAGAAUAAAGAGGAGGGAGCAGAGCAGAAGUUCCAAAAAAUUGCUCAAGCAUACGAAGUCCUAUCGGAUCCUGACAAGAGGAAGCAGUAUGAUCAGUUUGGCUCAGCCUCGUUUGAAACUGGAGGUCAACCGCGACAUCACACAUUCAACUUCGAUGAUAUUUUCAGUGCCUUUGACGAUGACUUCGGUAGUGGUCAAACAUUCUUCUUCAGCUCUCACGGCAACGGAGGAGGCGGAAGUUUCCAUCACCAUGGACAUGCUGAAAAGCACAGGCAACACUUCAGCUUUGAUGAUUUUUUCAAUGAGGGAAUGUUCGAUCAAUUCCACAUGCAAGACCAGGAGCAGUUCGGGGAUGGUGGGUCGUUCUUCGGCGGACAUUUUGGCGGUGGCGGCGGCAACCACCAUCAUCACCACCAUCAGGCUCACCAUCAAGCUCACCAUCAGGCGCACCAUCACGCUCAACAAUUCCACCACCCGCACGAAUCCAGCGGCGGAUACCAGAGGACAUGCCGCACCAUCACCCAGCGAGUCGGUAACACCGUUGCGACUUACAAGCAGUGCUCAUAAGCUUUGUAGAGUUUUUCUGAAUUCAUCGACUAGAUUUGUACUUGGUUACCAGUUAAAAGUGAAAGCUCUCCACUCUGGUUGUGAUAGAUUGUCGAGUGUGGUGCUUAAGGGUUUGUGCCUAUCAAUUGAUGAUCCUGAUGAGCAAUAUUUUGUUACAGGGUACGACCCCAGUCUCUUUCCCUGAGAUUGAAACAUUGAAGAUGCUGUAGAUCUUUAUCCAGCGCAAUGCCUUAUAGCUCCUGCUUAAUAGCAUGACUCACACAGGGUUGCCAUAGUCAGGGACUUUUGAAAGUCUGGUAAAACGUUGAAAUGUUCGGGAAAAAUUGUUAAGGCACCUUUAUUUUCUUUCCAGAAUGGGGUGGACGUUUCGUAAAACAAUAUUUGCCCAAAAAAGAUUUAAAAUUAUGUCUUUUAACCAUCUGGCAUAUCUGCUAUUAUCAGGGAAUGUACCAAAACAUGACCGGGGGAUUUUAAGACAUUUUAUUUUCUAAAUUCUGUGGCAACCCUGCACACCCAUGAAAUCUUGCCUAAUUUUUCCACAGUUUUUAUUUCAUCACAGCCCUCGGGCAACAAAUAUGCUACCUCUCAUUUUGAAAUAGACCACAUCACUAUGCACGAUAAUAGAAGAAGCAAUGAAUUACUUGACUGGAGGUUCAUGAGAAAACAAGACCAAAGUAUAAGUCCAUAGAGCGUUUUUCUUUUUAUAAUUAGAUAAGUGUAACUUAAUUUCAAUCAGGCUGCACUAUUAGUUAGACAACCUAUUCUAAGUGUAUGGAAUGGUAUUUCACUUUUUUCAGAGCCAAGGUAGAUGACAAAAAAAACUGUUCCCACCUUGGUCUGGUGGAUACUGAGUCAAAGAGCAGAAGGAUGAAACGAAAAGUAGAGGUUCUAGAGCAGUCUAAAAAUCAGUCAAGAAAACUAAUCUUUUCUCCUAUUUGAAUUUUCCCAGAAUUUUUAGACUUUUUUUCCGUUGAAAAAACUAAUAUUUGGUGUAGAAUCAGAGCAGAUUCAUUUCAGUGUUCCACAUUCCACCGUAAAAGUUUAAGACUCACCUUAAAGGUCUUGUUUACAGAACGCUUUAAAAUUUCCAGGAAAAAAAUUAAUUUUUCCCACAAAUAACUCUAUUUAAAGCUGCUCCUACUAAUUCCUCAUGAGUCACCGGAAGAUUAUCAAGCCCCUUCUCGCUGUUUUAUCCUUGAUUGUUAGGCAUCUCCUUCUAGCUGCUCAAUCAUUUUGUCAUCUGCCCCAUAUUUUUGAUCUGGAUUUCUCCUCAUCCCUUCUAUGGCACCUGGACAUUCAGUGUGUCCUGUGGUCAGGACAGUAUGUCUUUUCCAUCCUGUUUUAAAUGUAGAAUGGUAGCUAUUUUUUUUCUCAACUGAUUGAGGAGUUCUGAUAUAGAUGUAUUGUGAUGCACCUAUGUUCCUUGCUUUUGGAAUUUGUUUACUUGUUAUCAGCUCUUUGCAACUUAAGUGAUUAGCUCUUAUAGUUUAAUUUUAAACGGUUUAAGAAAAGUUUAGUUGAGAUUAAUCAAAAGGACGAGUACUGUAGUUGAAACUGCGACUGCCAGUCUCACUUUUUUAAUAUCUGCUCAAAACUGAAUUUAAUACGAAAAAGUAUUUCUACUAUUUUUUGUCAAAAUUUGAGCCAAAGUAUUCCGCUAUUUGUUCAGGUUGAUAACGGAAGAAAAAAUUGCUGCUUCUUCUGCUCCUGUCCCCCUGAUGAGUAGCUCCUUUUAGAGAAGAUAUUCAAUAACUUUGAAGCAGCGAAAUCGUUGUUUCAGGCCACUUGGUGGAAGAAGAAUUGUCGUUCAAGAGAUGCUCUUGUGAGUGGAAAGUAAAUCAGUUUGAUGUUUAGUAAAAAGAGAAAAGAAAGAGAGGAAAAUGAAUGAAGGGACAAUUUUUGAGUUUGAUCAAAUAUUUCCAAAACCCUCCGAAUCCCACGGCCAUCCCAUUCAUAUCUCCCGGUGCUUCCAAAUCAGCAGUUCCUUUUAUUUUGGCCAAUAUUUGGGUUGUGAAAGUCGAGACACAGGCUUCUUAAUUACAGGCGUUGAACAUUUAUUAUGUUUUUUGAAUGGAAUUAACAACUCAGUAUCAUUAUUUCUUGGAGUUUUUAGAUAUAUCCCCUCAUCGAAUGUAGAAUAUUCCGCGAAAAUUUCUAACGAUAUUGUUCGUUUGUUUCUCUUUACCCACUAGAAAUUGGACAACAGUAAAACUUUUGAAAUGGCACAAUUGAGAUUUUGUGUUUUUGACUUUCACAUCCUAAUUUUACAGAAAGGCAGAAAAAUUAAGUUUAUUUCCGGCCAAUAAUUUGUGUGUGUGGCCAACCUUUCACUCUUGUUUCCAUUAUUUCUUACAACCUAUUCAUGGAUGAAUAUUGCUGGGUUCAUGCCAUUCUGCAGGGAAAUGAAAGCGAAAAAAAUCCAAAAAUUAUAAUUGGAGUCACAAAAUGAACUCUUCUGAGUUUCAGUAGAAAACCAAGGAGGAGAGUGUUUAGCUCGGGUAGAUGCAUUGAAAUUUCAACCCAAACUCCUAGAAGUUUAUUUUGUGAUUCUACUUCUAACUUUCGGACUUUUCGCUUUGAUUCCGUUGCAGAAUAACAAGGACCCUGCAUUAUUCUACCAUCCAGUUACUUAUUGUUGCCACAUUUGCAGUUCAUGCAUGAAUAGGCUGAAAAUUUUGCAGUCUUAUCGCCCUUUUUUUCUGCUUUUCCGUUAAGGAGCCGAUUUGAUUUUUUUUCUCUCAUUUUUACACAAAUUUAUAAGUCUCUCAGAUUUCUCUACCUAAGCGUUCCAUUUUUGUGAAAAUUUGUCAGGAUUCCAUAGACAAAGGAGUGAAAACUCUCAAUUCCUUUUUUUCUUUUCUCUAAUUUAUCUCCGCGUAUGAUUUUAGUUUUCUGAGUUUUAACAUCACCCUUUCAGGAUAAAACAAUGCAUCUCUCCUGAUUCAGCGAUUCAUGCGUUCACUUUCAUAGGUUUUAACCUUUAGGCUAGUGUAUUUAAUUUAUUUUUUUUAAACUGUCACACUGCUCUGCGAAUUAAACUUUACCAUAGGACAUAGUAUGAAUCUUUUGUUUCAUUUAAUUUAGCAGAAGUUUGAGGCUCUAUUCUGGUCUGAAUUGAGUUUGAAGUGCGUUUCAGCUGUAUUUCAACCGUAAAAUAUGUUAGUUUUGUAUUGUAUUGGUUCCAUCACAAUACAAAGCAGCUGAUCGUUGCAAGUAGUUAUUUCUGUUGAAAUAUGACUGUAUUGUAUACAGGCCACAGUUAAUAUUGUCUGUUGGUUUUAUAGAAUGAAACUUAGUUAUGCAUAAAGGCCUCUAUCAGCUGCUCUCAUAUACUUUUGAAAUCUUCAUGGAUUAUGCCAUUUUAUUUUCGAAAUACUGUCGUUGAAUAUUAAUAGAAGAACAUUUUCCUUAAUUUUAUGUUCUUCCUUAGUGAAAAUAACAGAGAUUCAUUCAUUCAAAAUUCCCCUAAUUUUACUUUUAUUUCUUCGACAGUGAUAUAGUGGAGCCCUGAUUGACUUUCAAUUCGUAAAAUUUGUUGCCAUUUUUGCUUAUAGUUUUUGCCAAAAUUUUUUAAUGACAGCUGUAGAUCACACAUUUUUUACCCAACAACAAGGAGGGGAGAAUUUAAUACUUUCUAGUGUCAUUAUUUGUUGCUCACAUUUAUGUAAUAAGUGUGUAACAAGUUUGGGAAAAGAGUCUGUAAGCGACUCUCCCGACUUUUUCAUUAUUCAACACCCUUUACGCCAUUAAUAGUCAAAUAAUCAAGGUUUCACUGUAUUAAUUUUUUUUUUUUUUUUUUUUUUUUUUUUUUUUUUUUUUUAUCGUUUAUUGCACUUAUUCUCUUUAUUGCUCCAAAAUUUUUCUAGUCAAUUAGGUAUGUAUGUUAUCGUGCGCCAAACUUUUUUCCUUCUAUCAUUGAUCAUUCAUGUCCUUUUGUUUCAGGACGAUCAUAUUUCAUUUCAUAUCAUCUCUUUUUUCUUCUAUGAAUAUUACUUAGACUGUGAAUCUUUUAGACCCUCUCCUCAAGGAGGUAAAUGGAAAGUACCAAUCCCUAAACGUUGAAAUGAUACCCAAAGAAAGUAGGGUACAUUUUUCGAAAAUUGUGUUGUUAUGACACAGUAAAGUUAUCUUAGAUCUUGUUUUUUUUGUUUACAACUUUUAUCAUCAAAUGGCUUAUUUUGUAAUGAUGGUGUAUUUGUCAUACUGAUGCACCUCUCUUCAAACAAGUCAUUUAUUUGUUAAUUCAACAGUGCUUAUAAUGUUGUUUCUAAAUUGUCUAUGGUUGUUUUAUAAUUAAUUGUCUUUCUUCUUCUUUUUUUGUAUUAGGAAGUAUUAUCAAAAAAUUGUAAAAUAAUUGUAAAUAUCAAGUUAAUAUAAUUUUGCAUUGAAAUGUGA